Messenger RNA from Nannospalax galili (Upper Galilee mountains blind mole rat), 5337 nucleotides. It is a transcript of the gene Jag2, whose product is annotated as jagged canonical Notch ligand 2. Gene Ontology annotation, cellular component: membrane. Lineage: Eukaryota; Metazoa; Chordata; Mammalia; Rodentia; Spalacidae. Gene Ontology annotation, molecular function: calcium ion binding; Notch binding. The record is from RefSeq and is a predicted model, not a curated record. The coding region runs from base 126 to 3791 and encodes 1221 amino acids. The transcript has 25 exons. Gene Ontology annotation, biological process: Notch signaling pathway; multicellular organism development; cell communication.
CGGGCCCGGCCGGCCGCGGUGCGGAGCCCUCGGGGCUGUGUGCGUGGGGGCGGGGCGGGGCCCGGCGACCCCGGCCCGUGCCUCCCGCGGCUCCCUCGCUGCCUUAUUUUUAGGCGGCGCGGCCCAUGGGCUAUUUCGAGCUGCAGCUGAGCGCGCUACGGAACGUGAACGGGGAGCUGCUGAGCGGCGCCUGCUGUGACGGCGACGGCCGGACGACGCGCGCGGGGGGCUGCGGCCACGACGAGUGCGACACGUACGUGCGCGUGUGCCUUAAGGAGUACCAGGCCAAGGUGACGCCCACGGGGCCCUGCAGCUACGGCUACGGCGCCACGCCCGUGCUGGGCGGCAACUCCUUCUACCUGCCGCCGGCGGGCGCUGCGGGAGACCGAGCGCGCGCGCGGUCCCGCAUCGGCGGCGACUCGGACCCGGGCCUGGUCGUCAUCCCCUUCCAGUUCGCCUGGCCGCGUUCUUUCACCCUCAUCGUGGAGGCCUGGGACUGGGACAAUGACACCACACCAGAUGAGGAAUUACUGAUCGAGCGGGUGUCGCACGCCGGCAUGAUCAACCCCGAGGACCGCUGGAAGAGCCUGCACUUCAGCGGCCACGUGGCCCACCUGGAGCUGCAGAUUCGAGUGCGUUGUGACGAGAACUACUACAGCGCUACCUGCAACAAGUUCUGCCGGCCCCGCAAUGACUUCUUCGGCCACUAUACUUGCGAUCAGUAUGGUAACAAGGCCUGCAUGGAUGGCUGGAUGGGCAAGGAGUGCAAGGAAGCCGUGUGUAAACAAGGAUGUAAUUUGCUCCACGGGGGAUGCGCUGUACCUGGGGAGUGCAGGUGCAGCUAUGGCUGGCAGGGCAAGUUCUGUGAUGAGUGUGUUCCCUACCCCGGCUGUGUGCACGGCAGCUGUGUGGAGCCCUGGCAUUGUGACUGUGAGACCAACUGGGGUGGCCUACUCUGUGACAAAGAUCUGAACUACUGCGGCAGCCACCACCCCUGUGUCAAUGGGGGCACCUGUAUCAACGCUGAGCCCGAUCAGUACCACUGCGCCUGCCCAGAGGGCUACUUGGGGAAGAACUGCGAGCGGGCUGAGCAUGCCUGUGCCUCCAACCCGUGUGCCAAUGGGGGUUCAUGCCACGAAGUGCCAUCAGGCUUUGAAUGCCACUGCCCGUCGGGCUGGAGUGGACCCACCUGUGCACUUGACAUCGAUGAGUGUGCCUCCAACCCAUGUGCAGCAGGUGGCACCUGUGUGGACCAGGUGGACGGCUUUGAGUGCAUCUGCCCCGAACAGUGGGUGGGGGCUACCUGCCAGCUGGACGCCAAUGAGUGUGAAGGGAAGCCGUGCCUUAAUGCUUUUUCUUGCAAAAACCUGAUUGGCGGCUAUUACUGUGAUUGCCUCCCGGGCUGGAAGGGCAUCAACUGCCACAUCAACAUCAAUGACUGUCGUGGGCAGUGUCAGCACGGAGGCUCCUGCAAGGACCUGGUAAAUGGGUACCAGUGCGUGUGCCCACGGGGCUUUGGAGGCCGGCACUGCGAGAUAGAGCGUGACGAGUGUGCCAGCAGCCCCUGCCGUCGGGGCGGUAUCUGCGAGGACCUGGUGGAUGGCUUCCGCUGCCACUGCCCACGGGGCCUCUCUGGGCCACUUUGCGAGGUGGAUGUGGACCUCUGCGAGCCGAGCCCCUGCCUGAAUGGUGCUCGCUGCUAUAACCUCGAGGGUGACUACUACUGUGCCUGCCCAGAAGACUUUGGUGGCAAGAACUGCUCGGUGCCCAGGGAGCCCUGCCCUGGUGGGGCCUGUAGAGUGAUUGAUGGCUGCGGGUUCGAGGCAGGGUCCAGGGCACAUGCUGUGGCACCCUCUGGCAUAUGUGGCCCUCAUGGGCACUGUGUCAGCCAGCCUGGGGGCAACUUCUCCUGCAUCUGCGACAGCGGCUUUACAGGCACCUAUUGUCAUGAGAACAUCGAUGACUGCCUGGGCCAGCCCUGCCGCAACGGAGGCACGUGCAUCGAUGAGGUGGAUGCCUUCCGCUGCUUCUGUCCCAGUGGCUGGGAGGGCGAGCUCUGCGACAUUAAUCCCAACGACUGCCUCCCCGACCCCUGCCACAGCCGCGGCCGUUGCUAUGAUCUGGUCAAUGACUUCUAUUGUGCCUGUGACGAUGGCUGGAAGGGCAAGACCUGCCACUCUCGCGAGUUCCAGUGCGACGCCUAUACCUGCAGCAACGGCGGCACAUGCUACGACAGUGGAGAUACCUUCCGCUGCGCCUGCCCUCCAGGCUGGAAAGGCAGCACCUGCACCGUAGCUAAGAACAGCAGCUGCCUGCCCAACCCCUGUGUGAAUGGGGGUACCUGUGUGGGCAGUGGAGACUCUUUCUCCUGCAUCUGCCGGGAUGGCUGGGAGGGCCGUACCUGUACACACAACACCAAUGACUGCAACCCUCUACCCUGCUACAACGGAGGCAUCUGUGUUGAUGGUGUCAACUGGUUCCGCUGCGAGUGCGCACCUGGCUUUGCGGGUCCUGACUGUCGCAUCAACAUUGACGAGUGCCAGUCCUCACCCUGUGCCUACGGGGCCACCUGUGUGGAUGAGAUCAACGGGUAUCGCUGCAGCUGCCCACCAGGUCGAGCCGGCCCCAGGUGCCAGGAAGUGGUUGGAUUCGGGAGGUCCUGCUGGUUCCGGGGCACAGACUUCCCGCACGGGAGCUCCUGGAUGGAGGACUGCAACAGCUGUCGCUGCCUGGAUGGCCACAGAGACUGCAGCAAGGUGUGGUGCGGGUGGAAGCCUUGUCUGCUGUCCAGUCAGCCCGAUACUCUGAGUGCCCAGUGCCCACCGGGGCAGCAGUGCCGGGAGAAGGCCCUGGGCCAGUGUCUGCAGCCGCCCUGUGAGGCCUGGGGUGAGUGCACAGCACAGGAACACCUGCUGCCCAGCACCCCUUGCCUGCCACGGUCCACCCACCUGGACAACAACUGUGCACGCCUCACGUUGCGCUUUAACCGAGACCAAGUGCCUCAGGGCACCACCGUGGGCGCUAUCUGCUCCGGGAUCCGUGCCUUGCCUGCCACCAGGGCAGUGGCGCGCGACCGCCUCCUACUGCUGCUCUGUGAUCGUGCUUCCUCAGGGGCCAGUGCUGUGGAGGUGGCUUUGUCCUUCAGCCCUGCGAGGGACCUGCCUGACAGCAGCCUGAUCCAGAACACAGCUCAUGCCAUUGUGGCUGCCAUCACUCAGCGGGGGAACAGCUCGCUGCUGCUGGCUGUCACUGAGGUCAAAGUGGAGACAGUCGUCAUGGGUGGUUCCUCCACAGGUCUAUUGGUGCCUGUGCUGUGCAGCAUGUUCAGCGUGCUGUGGCUGGCCUGCGUGGUCAUCUGUGUGUGGUGGACACGAAAGCGCAGGAAAGAGCGUGAGAGGAGUCGGCUGCCACGGGAUGAAAGCACCAACAACCAGUGGGCCCCGCUCAAUCCCAUCCGCAACCCCAUCGAGCGGCCAGGCAACAGUGGCCUGGGUACCGGGGCCCACAAGGACGUGCUCUAUCAGUGCAAGAACUUCACGCCGCCGCCACGCAGGGCGGGCGAGGCACUGCCUGGGCCCACCGGCCCCGGGGCUAGUGGGGAGGACGAGGAGGAAGAGGAGCUUGGCCGCGGAGAUGAGGACUCCCCAGAGGCAGAGAAGUUCCUCUCACACAAAUUCACCAAAGACCCCAGCAGCUCCUUGGGGAAGCCAGCCCGCUGGGGCCCAGGGCCCAAAGUGGACAACCGCACGGUCAGGAGCACAAAGCUAGUGCACCAUGCUGGCAGGGAAUAGGGCUGCUGCCGGGCUGGGACCCAGAACCCCUUGCUGGCAUCACACCCGUGCCGGACCAUAGGAGGCCAAGGCCGUGUGCAUAGUUUAUUUUGUGUAAAAAACAAAACAACCAAAAACAAAAAACAAAUGUUUAUUUUUUACGUUUCUUUAACCUUGUAUAAAUUAUUCAAUGACUGUCAGGCAGAAAAACAACGGAGUAUUCUCGGAUCAUUGCUAUUUUUGUAAAGUUUCUGUGUGUCCACACACGCUGUGGCAGAGAGCAGAGCGUGUGUAUGUUCUCACCAAAUCGUAUAAUGUUUGUUACCAGAGGUUGUCACUGUUUACAGAAUCUUCUUUUUAUUCCUCACUUGGGUUUCUCUGUGGCUCCAGGCCAAAAAUCCCACGAGACCCAGGGCUGUAGGCAUGGCCUGUGGCUCUCGGGGACCUGUAGUUGUCAGUGGGGCCUGUGGCUCAGUGGGAUCUGUGGCUGUCAACAUGGCCUGAAAUUGUCCGUGGGACCUCUGGCUCUUGGUCUGGCUGUGGCUUUUAGUGGAACCUAUUGCUGUUAGCAGAACUCAUGGCUGUCAGUGGCACCUGUGGCUGUUAGGGACAUAUGUGGCCAUGGACCUGGCCUAUGGCUGUCAGCAGGCACCCAUGGCUGCAGGUGGGCCCAUGGCUAUUAGGGACACCCUUGCCAUGCGUCUGGCCUGUGGCCGUCAGUGGCAUCUGUGGCUACUGGCACAGCCUAUAGCUAUCAGUGGCACCUGUGGCUUUUGGGGACACCUGUGGCCGCGGGUCUGGCCUAUGGCUGUCAGAGGCAUCUGUGGCUGCCGGCACAGCCCGUAGCUAUCAGUGGCACUCGUGGCUGUUGGGGACACCUGUGGCUGUGGGUCUGGCCUAUGGCUGUCAGUGGCACCUGUGGCUGCUGGCAUAGCGUGUAGCUAUCAGUGGCACUCGUGGCUUUUGGGGACACCUGUGGCCGCGGGUCUGGCCUAUGCUGUAAGUUGUACCCACAACUGCUAGCAUGGCCUAUUGCUGUCAGUGGGGCCCGUGGCUGUUGUGGUACCUGUUGCUGCGGUACAGCCUAUUCUAGCUUUCAGUGGGACCUGGGACUGCAGGUAGGACCUGUGAUGGUCCGUGUGCCGCUGCCUAUUGAUGUGUCCCUGGUUGUGGCAUGGCCUAUGGCUGCUGGCGGCUCCUGUGGUUGUCAGCAGGGUUGGAGGUCAUGGGUGUGGCCUAAGGCUGGCAAGCAGACUUGGUCCAUGCCCCAGCUGGUCCCUCCAGCUUGCUGUCCUUGCUUCCUCCUGCCCGGAACUCUCCAGAGAUCUCCAACUGUGCUUUCAGAAGUGCCCUUCCCGACUGCUUGGUUUCCCUCCCGGGACAGCGGCAGUAUUGAAGCUUGUGACAAGUGCCUUCACACAGACCCCCUCCCAGCUGUCAGCGUUUGCCGUGGGCACCAGGCUGCUGCCCACCUGCCAGCCCUGGCCACCCUCCUUGUGAAAGUGCAUUUCUGUAAAUAUGUACAUAUUAAAUGAAUCACUCUGUAUAUUUGAUUUAAUAACUUAAA